Molecule: messenger RNA, 315 nt
Organism: Necator americanus (New World hookworm)
Lineage: Eukaryota; Metazoa; Nematoda; Chromadorea; Rhabditida; Ancylostomatidae
Exons: 3
Coding region: 1-315 (104 amino acids)
Source: RefSeq, a predicted model, not a curated record
AUGAAACCAAGUGCACCUUAUACAAUGAUUUGCGGGGCGAGUGUCAAAUCGCGCGAUCGCAAUUCAACAACGCUGGUGGUUGAUGUACGUUCCCCGACUCCGCGGAGUGCUGCGAAACGAAGUGCUAUCCCGACAUGCAGUAGCUCUUUUCCCAUGGGAAGCAAAUGGUCGCUGUCGAAAUUGGAUGGAGAGUCUUCACUAAAGGAGGAGUCAUCGGGAGCUUUGGAGUUGAGAGAACCACCAUCAAAAAUGCGGCGGAUAUAUGGCUUCAUGCGCUGUCUUGUCGGUUUUGGCCUUGGAAAUGGACAGGAUUAA